AUGUCUCCCCAGGUACCAACAGCGACAUACCGCUGUUGCCAAUUCGCAGCUCGGACACAGAAACGAAAUCUUUCCUCACGAUGCCUCCGAAUCUCUUCCACAAGCUCCUCCAAUCAACAUCGACGAAGAAAUAGCUCGAGUCCCUCAGGACACUCAAGAAGAUGGCAGUCAACGGAUGCAGCAGCCACACCUUCGAACCCCAAGAUUGCUGGUAUCGUAGACCAAAUAUCACAACUAACAUUGCUGGAGACGGCGGAUUUAGUAACCAGUUUGAAGUCCCGUCUAAACAUCCCCGACAUGGCCUUUGCCGCACCAGCAGCUGCCCCUAGUGCCGCUGCCGCCACUGCGACUCCCUCUGCUGCGGAGGAGGAAGAAGCGGCCCCCCCGGCGGCCGAGAAGACUAUGUUUACGCUCAAGCUCCAGUCGUUUGAUGCCGCCGCGAAACCUAAGAUCAUCAAAGAAGUCAAGAGCAUGCUUGGUCUAAGUCUGGUGGACAGCAAGAAAUUCGUGGAGAGUGCGCCGAAGGUCCUUAAGGAGGGUAUGCCUAAAGACGAAUGUGAGAAGAUUGUUGAGGCUAUGAAGUCGCUGGGAGCGGUCGUCACCAUGGAGUAA
This is a messenger RNA of Rhinocladiella mackenziei CBS 650.93, 612 nucleotides long. Its product is annotated as ribosomal protein L7/L12. Gene Ontology annotation, cellular component: ribosome. The record is from RefSeq and is a predicted model, not a curated record. Gene Ontology annotation, molecular function: structural constituent of ribosome. The transcript is spliced from 2 exons. Gene Ontology annotation, biological process: translation. Bases 1 to 612 code for a protein of 203 amino acids. NCBI's taxonomy places the organism in Eukaryota, Fungi, Ascomycota, Eurotiomycetes, Chaetothyriales, Herpotrichiellaceae.